AUGCCGCCAUCGCCAUAUCAACAACCCCAGCUGAGUCCGGACCAAGUGGAUGAUAUGGAAGCUAGUGAUUCAUCCCAGCAACUUGAUCUGGAAACCUUGGUCUCACACCUUGUUGCCGCAAAACGCUCUCUGUCGUCCAUCCACCAUGUGUGGCGAGCUAAUGAAAUCGUUACUACUGCUCGUGCUGCUUUAGAAGAGAGUGUCAUCAUCUCAUCACGUACCAGCUUUCUCAGGAGGGGCUUAGACGAGCAGCUCAAAUUGUUGUAUGGGGUGAGAACGGAAGUUGAGCGGGUGGCGCAGCGGGGUCGAUCCGAGUUCGCCGCUGCCCUCAAGGAAAUGGAUACCGUCGGUGAGCGGCUGACGCAAACGUUAGACAUGCUACGCGACACGCCUGUAGAAUCCGCAUUUAGACCUGCAGGAGAGGAAUCGAAAUCCUUAUAUGAUUUUGUUGAUGAUCGCGGCGUGGAAGAUCUCCAGUUGUUGUUAAAGGCCUCGAUUGACAAUACUAACGCCGCACAAGCUGAACUAGACCAAUCUAACCGCGCAUUCGACAAUGAUAUCCAUUCGAUCCACCAAGCUUUGAGCAAAUAUCGUGAUGCAGUUAAGAAGCGCUUAAGCUUGUCAUCAUCAUUGUCUUCCUCAUCACCCUCUGCAUCGCGAGUCAGCAUUCCAUCUCCUUCCCAUGUUCCAGAGCUUUUACGUUCCCUUGAGGCGCACGCCCGGGGGAUGGCUGACCUCCUGGAAUCCUUGGUUAGGCAUUUUGACCUGUGUGUAACGGCAGUGAAGCAUACUGAAGGCGGCGGUGCCGCUGCUCGCUCCAUCGCCGGCGACCUACCAACUGGCGUUGGCGUAGGGGUCACUUUUGGGAAUGAAAUCCAAGAUGACAAUGGAAGUCGCAACCUCAACGCACCUCUCGAACCAAUGACAAAUGCAGAAUACCAAGAAAUGAUAAGCGUGUUAACAAAAGACGCAUCUGAGGCGGAAGACGUCGUCUUAGAAAUCCAAGACCGUAUCGCGGAGAUGGAAACAACUCUUGAACGGGUGUGGGAGCAGCGUGAUUUGCUUCGUUCUGUGUACGCAUCGACGACGGAUAUCUUCCAUCGUCUAUCAACAUUAGCUUCAUCACAGCUAACAGAUUACAUCGCCCAAGCGCACGCUUUUACUCGUGUCUGGAACGAGGAGCAGGAGCAUAUCCAGGCGGGCAUGGCUGAGCUCGUCGACCUCCGUAAUCUCUACGCUGGCUUCCUCAACGCUUAUGACAGACUUAUCAUGGAAGUUACUCGCCGUAAAGCUGUCCGCUUGGCUGUUGACAAGGUCCUCGGGGAAACGAGGCGGGAACUCGAUAGGCUAUUCGAGGAGGAUGUCCGGGCCCGUGAGAUGUUUAGGACAGAAUAUGGAGACUACUUGCCAUCAGAUAUCUGGCCUGGCCUUGGUCGAUGUCCUGCUCGGGUGGAGUUUAAAAGAGUAUCUGGCGGGAAACUAGAUGUUGGUGGGGAAGCUGUUCACAUGCCUUCAGAGAAACAGGAUGCUGAAAGGAAGGACGAGGCUGAGGAUAGCAAUGAUAAUACGGUUGAGGGUGCUGCCGCCGACAUACCUUCAACCGCCGGACAUGAUAAUACUACUCCUGUGAUUGCUACUGAAAAUGAUUAUGGCACCGGUGGAAUCGACGAUAGUAUACCGCAGUUGCCGAAACAUGUUGUCCAACAAGCGCUUGCACGGUUAAAACUACAAGUCAAGACUGUCCCCGGACUGUCCCCGUCAUGA
Messenger RNA from Histoplasma mississippiense, 1764 nucleotides. RefSeq lists its product as hypothetical. Lineage: Eukaryota; Fungi; Ascomycota; Eurotiomycetes; Onygenales; Ajellomycetaceae. Gene Ontology annotation, biological process: autophagosome assembly; piecemeal microautophagy of the nucleus; activation of protein kinase activity. Gene Ontology annotation, cellular component: phagophore assembly site; Atg1/ULK1 kinase complex. The coding region runs from base 1 to 1764 and encodes 587 amino acids. The record is from RefSeq and is a predicted model, not a curated record. The transcript has a single exon. Gene Ontology annotation, molecular function: molecular adaptor activity; protein kinase activator activity.